Cicer arietinum (chickpea) is the source of this 1260-nucleotide messenger RNA. Its product is annotated as NADPH-dependent aldo-keto reductase, chloroplastic-like. The record is from RefSeq and is a predicted model, not a curated record. Gene Ontology annotation, molecular function: oxidoreductase activity. NCBI's taxonomy places the organism in Eukaryota, Viridiplantae, Streptophyta, Magnoliopsida, Fabales, Fabaceae.
UGCAUGAAACGCUAACUGAAAAAACAAAAGAUCUAUAGAGAGAAAAAAUGGGAACAGCUAUCAAAUUCUUUCAGUUGAACACUGGUGCCAAAAUUCCUUCUGUUGGUUUAGGUACUUGGCAAGCUGAACCUGGUGUUGUAGCCGAAGCUGUUAACACUGCCAUUCAGGUUGGAUACAGACAUAUUGAUUGUGCUGAAGCAUACAGGAAUCAAGCAGAGAUUGGUUCUGCACUAAAAAAGCUUUUUGAGGAUGGUGUUGUUAAACGUGAGGAGUUAUGGAUCACCUCAAAACUAUGGUGUUCAGAUCAUCAUCCAGAAGAUGUGCCAAAAGCAUUGGAUAAAACUUUACAUGAUUUGCAACUUGACUACCUUGAUCUCUAUCUGAUCCACUGGCCAGUCAGCAUGAAAAGGGGAACAGGUGAAUUUAAGGCUGAAAAUCUUGAUCAUCCCGACAUACCCAGCACAUGGAAAGCAAUGGAAGCACUGUAUGACUCUGGCAAGGCUAAAGCUAUUGGAGUCAGCAAUUUCUCCUCAAAGAAACUUCAAGAUCUGUUGGACAUAGCAAGAGUGCCUCCUGCUGUUAAUCAAGUAGAAUUGCACCCUGGAUGGCAGCAGUCAAAGUUGCAUUCAUUCUGUGCAUCCAAAGGAAUCCAUCUAUCUGGAUACUCUCCUCUAGGCUCACCAGGAGUUCUCAAAAGUGACAUUCUCAAGAAUCCAGUUGUCAAAGAGGUUGCAGAGAAAUUGGGGAAGACAGCAGGACAGGUCGCCCUAAGAUGGGGUAUACAAGCAGGACACAGUGUUCUACCUAAGAGCACUAAUGAGGCUAGAAUCAAGGAGAAUUUUGGUGUGUUUGAUUGGUCUAUUCCCGAAGACUUGAUAGCCAAGUUUUCUGAAAUUAAGCAGGAUAGGCUAAUUAAGGGUACCUUUUUUGUUCAUGAAACCUAUGGUGCCUAUAAGACCGUUGAAGAACUUUGGGAUGGUGAAGUGUGAGCAAUAUGCAACAUUGAGACGGCGAAUAAUACACUGGUUCCACAGUAAAGCCAGAUACUAUUAUGAUUCCACUGCUUCCAUGAUAAAGCUAGAUGCUGUUAUGAUUCAUGUAUUUUUAGGUUAAGAGAAGGGUUAUUAUCUAUGUAACAACGACAAUUUAUAUUAAAGACGUCUCUAGUGUCGGACAUUUGUUGAUAUUUGACAUUGGCAGGAUAAUGAGACAUGCAGUUAAUUCAAUCACUUUUAUUUUUUAAAUUAUUACUUGUUGUCA